Magnusiomyces paraingens is the source of this 2754-nucleotide messenger RNA. RefSeq lists its product as uncharacterized. The record is from RefSeq and is a predicted model, not a curated record. Lineage: Eukaryota; Fungi; Ascomycota; Dipodascomycetes; Dipodascales; Dipodascaceae. The transcript has 2 exons. Gene Ontology annotation, cellular component: plasma membrane. Bases 1 to 2754 code for a protein of 917 amino acids. Gene Ontology annotation, biological process: protein localization to plasma membrane.
AUGCAUUUCAAGUCAAAGCACCAGAAGCUCAUCCUCCAGUGCUAUCCACCGGGCAGAGGCAUUGACAAGCGCCCUAACUCUUCUGAGCUAUCUUACCUCCUUUACUAUGCGUCUACUCGUCGCUCCAAACUCACUAAGGUCGGCGUCUUCCUCGAGGCAAAAGCCCUGAACGAUGUCUACAAGGGCCGUUCUGGCGACGUCCAAGUAACUCUUGAUAUUCUCAAAGCUUUAAUUGAAAAAACUCAUGAAGACCUUAAUCUCUUUGCGCGAAAUGUCGUCGCUGUUCUCAACAGAAUCUUGACAUCCAACGACCUGGCUCUGUGUCAACAUGCGUCUCCAGUCUUCCAGUCAUUUUGCCAGUAUCAUGAUGGUGCUCUUUUUGGUGGCGACCCAGAUUAUGUUCACCAGUUCCACAUUCUUGUGGAUGCUUAUGUGGCUCUUGCUGGCUCUGCUUCCUUGACUGGUCCUAAUGCUCUCCAAUGGCGACUCGUCGGCCUUGACGCCAUCAAGAGCCUUUCAGCCUCAGCUGCAAUCUCAACACCAACUGGCCUUGUCCACAUUCAAAAAACAGUUCCUGUGGUUUUGGCUACUCUUGCAAUCGACUCGGAUGGCUCAGCUCUUGUUCGAAUUGAUUCACAUAUUUACCCUCUUACUCGCAGAGAAUCACGUCGAUUUUCAAUCGCCCCGGAACCACCGGCACUUACCGGCGAACCCCUACUUCUUUCAACUGCUAUGGAGGCUCUCAAAAACUUUUUUGAAACAACAUCUUAUCUUGUUCUCAAGGGCUCUACUGAUGCUGUGCUCGCGUACCUUAAAGAUAAUAACCGACCUCAACAAUGGGCUUUCACUCUUGUCAUUACCUGUGCCAAGUGGGUCCCCGUGCAAAUUCGUUUUGCAGUCCUUGGCGUCCUUGUCGACAAGCUUGUGGCUAUUCCAUCUCAAGAUACCAAGACUCAAUACCUUUACGCGUAUCUUGUACAUGCUCUUCUUUCUUCUGCUGUCAAUAUGAUAGGCCUCUCUGUCAUUGACAUUGAACGCACUCUGCUCCACUAUCAAGCAACACUUAUAAAAACAACUCCUAAAGAUCUUUAUACUUCCGGUUCCCCUUCAGUAAGCGAUCUUGUGGUCAUUCUCCGCGAGUGUGUUGUAGCAUUAGCUUCACAUAUUUAUUACGCCACUCAAGUUCCAGAUAUGAUUUCUGAGCUUCUCAGCCGGUUCCAAAGUGCGUCAACUACUCCUCUCGGCUCCCAAUCACUGUAUAUUGCCACUCUUCUCAAAACAAUCACUUCGAUUCUUGCCGACUCUUCUUCUCGUGCAAACCGCGGCGAUGUUUACCUUACAAUUUCUUCUUGGGAUGGCACGCAAAAAUUGCUCAAUCACCCAGACCCAGAUGUGCGCCAUGCUUUUGCAAACACCCUCAUCAUUCUUUUAAAAAACGAUGGCAUUGAUCCAGACCAAAUUGCUCCGCUUAAUGUCAACUUCCGUGUAACGGCUGGGCCCGUUGGCAGAAUUAUUUCAGAGCUCCAUGCACUUGGCGCUCGUUCCGAACCUCUCCUUCCAACAGAUUACAUUUUAAUCUACCACAUUCUAAAUCUGGUUGCUACUCAGCUCAAGGUCAACGGCGCUGUGCGCGUGGCUGCUCUUGCAAACACAUUUCUUGCUGAAAGUAGAGACUUGAUUUCUUGUUAUCAUGACUCUCCCAAAACAUCUUUGAAUGCUCUGGAACGAGGGCUAAAUCUUUCAUCUGUGGCACUUGCUCUUUUUUCAACUAUUGGAACAACAUACGAUAUUAAGACUCUCGCAGAAUUUACCUCAGAGGAGAUUUCUCGUCGGAAGAGUACUGGCCUAUGGUAUCGUGCUAUUGCAGUGCCUAUGAAUUAUAGUUUUAGCUAUGAUGUUACAGCCAGUGGAAAAAUUCCCUUCCCUGCUGAACCUUCUUCUGAGGCUAUUCUUGAUACAUUACAAUAUCUUCCUGACGAUAAGCUUUUGGCCGAAUUUGCCGCUCGCUGGCCUGACAUUCCCGUAGAAUCACGGGCCUCCAUUGUCAUUCCUUUACAAGACGAGACACACACUGGUGCUAUUUCGGCUACUACACGCGCACACUCCCAACGUGCUUCGUCAGAAAAUCUUCUUGAUGCUUUGCCAACUCCCGUGCGUGCACGUUCCUUGAAGGAACUGGGUUACAAUACGCGCAUUCUGCCCACAUUUUUUACCGGAAUCAACACCGGAACACCUGUCGGCGUAUCUGGCGCAGUUGGGGUGGGUGGAACUGCAAUUAAUCAAGUCAAUGGUUCGAACAAUGAUACCACUAUAAGCUUGGAUGAUGUUCCGAUCGAUACCGCCAAGACAAACGAGUCUACAGGGUGGGCUAUUCCUACUACAACGACACCUACUGGUGACACGGGAACACCAACAGCAGCACAAGCAGCAGCUGCAUUGUUACUUCAAGUCCCUGCACCCUACAGGACAUUUACUGCGCAGUCCUUUGGCGAUUUGCGUCGUGAGAUGUCACCCAAGGUUACAGAUUUGAAAAAGGCAGCGUCUGGAUAUGGAGGCGGUGGCACAUCGAUUCGGUCAGCAGCACACCGGCGGUCAGAGUAUGCUGGGAGCGUGCGGUCACAAAUGUCGCGGACUAGCGACCGAUACCCAAUCGACGAAAAGCGAGAAGCACCACCCGCACAACCUUUUGACGUGUCAAUGUUUCUCAAUAAUAUUGGGUUUGAUCCCACUCAUGAGCGCGGAAAGCUUGUGUGA